Messenger RNA from Mytilus trossulus (common blue mussel), 5463 nucleotides. Its product is annotated as protogenin-like. The transcript has 21 exons. Gene Ontology annotation, biological process: cell-cell adhesion. Bases 145 to 3894 code for a protein of 1249 amino acids. Gene Ontology annotation, molecular function: protein binding. NCBI's taxonomy places the organism in Eukaryota, Metazoa, Mollusca, Bivalvia, Mytilida, Mytilidae. The record is from RefSeq and is a predicted model, not a curated record.
GUACUUUCCGGUAAUCUCAAUGAACAGCGCAAGGCUAAAAGAUUACGGGUUGUGACACGGUUCAGUGCGUGUAUUCAUGCACAGCUCGCAGCUUUUUCACAACAACAAUGUAAACGCUUUAUAAAUCCUCAUGGUUUCUCAUUUAUGGCGACCCACUGUUUGUAUAUUGUUGGUAUUCUAUAUGUAGUUUUUUGGAUUACACCUGCAAAUGGGAACAAUGGGAACAAUGAACCACUGUUAUCAGGAUUAGUGGUCAACAGUCAGGACGGCCACCAUGUUGUGGCACAGAAGAACGGCAAACUUUUGUUAAACUGUUCUGUGGAGGUGAAGUCCUCCGAGUAUGGUGUUCCUAAUAUAACGUGGAGGAAGGAUGGUGUAUUAAUAGACUUUGACAAUCGUAUACAGAAAGUACAGAAUGGGUCCCUGUACUUUAAACGUGUAUGGCAUAAAAAGAAGAAGAAUAUAUCGGACGAGGGGAUGUAUGAGUGUUUAGUACAGAAUAAAAUAGGCAGCAUUAUAGCUAGACGGGUCACUCUUGAAGUAGCAAGCAUAGCUAAAGAGUAUAGCUCUGAACCUGUAGAUAAAAGUGUUGAUAAAGGGGGCGUGGCACGGUUCGAGUGUAAGAUCAAAGCAGUGCCCCCUCCUCUGUACACAUGGAUCAAAGAUGAAGUCCAGUUAGCAACAAAUGACAGGUAUAUCAUUAUAAACUCAGGGAUUCUGCAGAUUUUACAUGUGACUGCAGACGAUGCGGGCCAAUACAGUUGUCAUGCUACCUCAGGGGGACUACAUCAUCUCCCCGAUACAGUUAAUAGUAUUACUUGGAAAAGAAGUUCUGAAGCCUACCUCACAGUCAAAUCAGGGAAUAAACCAAGACCAGCUAAGAUAGUUGCUGGACCAUCAGAUACAGUUGCUCAGUCUGGUCAAACAGUGGUGCUAGAAUGUCUGGUCGAUGGUAGUCCCAGACCUAUUGUUAAAUGGAGAAGAGAAGAUGGUAAAAACAUCACGAAAGCCGUGUUACAGGGGACAAAUCUAAAACUGUUAGAAUUGGAAGAGAAAGACACAGGCAGUUAUAUAUGUGAAGUUUCUAGUCAAAAUGGACCUUUGAUUACUGCUAAGGCUAACCUCGUAGUUACAACCCCACCUGUAAUAAUAGAGAAACCUAAAAACCAGAAGUUUCCCCGGUCACGUGUUAUUAUAUUUACGUGUGAUGCAGAAGGAUCUCCUAAGCCUAAGAUCACCUGGUACAAGGAUGGACAGAGGACGUUAAUCAGCAACACUCAUGGCAGAUAUAAAAUAAAAGAUGAAGGGAGACAACUGGUGAUAGAGCAGACGGUAGUGGAGGAUUCUGGGUAUUAUCAGUGUAUAGCUGAGAACAGUGUUGACUUUGUAUCAGCAUUCGCCAGGCUUCUCAUUGAAAAAGACGACACAGCCCCUGGAAAACCAAAUGUCAGCGCUGAGGCAGUGUCCAGUAGAAGUAUAAAAGUCUCAUGGUAUAGACCUGCUAACAAGAAAUGUCCCAUUUUGGCGUACUCUGUCACAAUGAAAGUGGCAGACACUGGAAGUAAUGUAGAAACACAAGUGAUGUUGGCAACAGAUACAAUGAAGAUGUUCACAGAUCUGGUACCUUAUACUAAUUAUACAGUAUUUGUGUUAGCCUAUACAUCAAAGUGUGGGGCAGGGGAACAGUCAGAUCCAGUCACAGUGGCUACACUAGAAGAUGUUCCUUGUAAAGCACCAUUGAUAAGACUGGUGAGCACAACACCUAAUACAAUCACAGUCAAAUGGGAUCCCCUCCCACUCAGAUUUAGAAAUGGAGUCAUUGUCGAGUACUCGAUCUAUUACAUGAAAGUGGAGAGUAAAAUCAUCAUGAAGGAAAGAACAUCAGGGACAGCUACGUCUUUCCUUAUCACAGGUUUAGAUCCUGACACAGACUAUCGUGUGAGAGUUUUGGCAUCCACUAAGGCUGGCUACUGUCGUAUUGAAAACAAGGACUGGCCGUGGGUUGACUACCGUACUUCAACCGGCAAUAACCCAGUCCCGACGAUACAAGUAAACCAGAUAAAUUCUACCUCCGUGAAUGUUACCUGGCAACAUAGUAGUGAAGAGCUACCUACAACUGGUUACCUGUUGUCCCUCAAUAAAAUCAGUAGUACAGAGCCUCCAGAGGAGUUCAAUCUGCCUGCUUACAGGAGGAAUUACAUUCUCACUGAUUUGGAAAACAACACUUUUUAUGUAGUGACACUUGUAGCCAAAAACCAACAUGGUACCUCUGGCCCAGUGGUAGAUGAGUUCGAGACCGGCUACUCCACCAUACAACCACCGAUAGAUGUAAAGAUCAACACAACCAUGGAAACCAGAGUGACCUUGACCUGGAUACAGCCUGAUGCUGGUUCUGAUGUGGCCUUUUAUACUGUACGGUACUACCAUACCAAUCCUGAUAGAGAUGAAAAGAGAAUCACUGUCACUAGGACUACUGUUACCAUUGACAAACUGCAUCCUUUCACCUCCUACCAGUUUGAUGUAAGAGCUCACACAAGAGAUGGUAAAUCCAGUCCAUACAGUAAACCCGUCUUCACAAGGACCAAGGAAGAUGUUCCCUCGCCACCAGUUAAUAUGUCUGCUUUGAUGAAGAAUGGUAAUAUUGUGGUCACAUGGAAACCUCCUGUAAUACCAAACGGUCAAAUCACCACAUACGUCAUCAAAUAUCAGCUUGGAUCUGAUGAGGAACCUCAGGGUGACUGGUAUACAAUCAAAGUCAAUGGUACUAUAACAUCAUGGAGUUUACAGUAUUCUGAAGGCAUAUAUUAUUAUCUGAAGAUGUUAGCAUGCACAGGGGCAGGACCUGGUAAUACUACAAUAACUAUUGUAAUCCCUGAGAAGGAAACAGUUGUAUCUCCGAGUGGUAGUCCUAAAGACCAGAAGAUUGGUAUAAUAAUUGGCUGUCUUAUAGGAAUUGUGUGUAUCAUCAUCUGUAUACUGAUCAUACUAUGUCGAAACAGAUGUUUUAAGAAUAGUUAUCCACAGACACAAACAACUUGUUACCAUGGUAAUGGCCACAUACCAAACCAUGGUAACGGUCAUGUGACUGGUCCAGCAGAACAGAGUUUAUUGGAUCACCACCAGAUGGAGCUGUUCACACCAAUUCUGACAGAGAAUCAAAAUUGUGACUCCAAGGGAUGUGGCAGUGGGAAUUUGAUCGUCACACCUAAUGGAACAAGAAUCAAUGGCUAUGUUCCAUUUAAGAAUGGCAUGAGAAAUGGUCAUGUGCCGAAUGGACGUGUCACAGCUUUCCCCGGACGAGGGGAAAUAGCCAAUCCAGAGGAAACUCGAGGGCUUAUAGCCUCCAUGUUAGCGUCAAGUGAUGGAAGUCAUACAUCAGAAGAUUCAUCUAAAGGACCCAAAACAAGUUCCUUAGAUGAUAAGAGCCACGUUGGCCAGGAUCUACCUCAGAACUUAGACAUUUUACAAAACGGUGAAGAACAUACCUCUCCCGUCGAAGAGGAUGUACAAAAGGGAAAUAACUCAUCACGGAGUUGUCUCCCUCCAUCAUCUCUCAGGAUUUCUGCCCCUAAUCAACAGUCUACCUCCGGUCCCCCGUCAUGUCAUGAUUCUCCAUCGCCAGUGGAGACAGAGGGGUCCGUUAGCAGCGUGGAGGACUGUUCGGAUGUCGGCAGCAACCACCAUACCUCACUUAACGAGGACAAACCUCAAUCUAAUACCUCAGACUCUUUAAUUCCAUCAUUACGGAAUGGUAGAAUCAGGGCUCCGGAGGAGGUCGUGUUGCCGUACACGUAUCAACCGCCUCCUCCGCCAUACCCAGGGAAAAAGCGUUGCUAUGCCAACACAUCGCCUCAGGAACAUCGUGUCAACUCACAACAAGUAAUUGAUGCAUGAAUUUCAUAUUAUUAUAUUUAUGAUUUUUAAUUUUUUCAAACUUUUGUUAAGACUGGUUAAUGUUUUAAUUAUUUGUUUUUAAGUAAAAACAGUUGUUUGCAGACAACUCUGAGAUUUUAUGAACAAAUUUUUUAGCUGUUUUGUAUGUUAAGCUUUUUGACAUGCAUUUUUUUCUCUUUUUUUCAAAAUGAUUUUUAAAAAGUUUUUAACGACAUAUUUUUUGAGUUGGUUGGCAUAGUGUGUUAUUUUAGGAAUAUUAUUAUAUGAUAUUUUCGGUAUGAUGCGGGUAAACUGUCUUUGUUUUACACAUAAGCUCUUGAUAAUUUUUGUUCCCUGGUCGAAUACGUAAAAACAGGAUACCUCACUGACGUUUAUCUACCUAUAUAUUAUUAUUAGCAGACAAAGACUGCAUUUUUUAUGAAUAAUCGUUGUUAUUAUUCAUUUAUAUACCUCAAGGAUCACAUGACUCGAUCAUGUGAUCGAAAUAGUGAAAUACCUCAGGUGUCACGUGACUAUUUUAUUAUCAUCUCACAUUAUAAUCAGUUUGGAGGAGGAAAAGUGAAAGUAGCUUCAGAUGAGUCACAUGACCUCGCAGUGAUGUAAAGUGAAAGUGAAAGUAGAACAAGGAAGUGAAAACAUAUGAAGCAGGAAAAAGAAUAACAGGGUAAAAUAAGUGAGCUGUGGACAAAAGAUUACCGGUGAUUUUUGAUCCAGCAUACAAAUUAUUAUAUUGCCUCAAUUGUCUUUUAAUGUUAUAUUAAAAUUUUAUAUUAGUAUUACACUUGGAAUUAAAUGACCAUCUCUAUAUAAAGCUAAAUUAUACAAGAGCCCACACUGUAAUUUAUUUUAGCAUAUAAUUUUAAGAUAGAAAAUAUUUUAUAAAUUAUUUGAAAUAUUUGUUUAUUUUAUUAUGGACUGUAUUUCAUAUUUAACUCAACUUGUAGAAUUAUUUUUGUUGAUGACUAGUUUUGUAGAUUUGACUUUUGACACUCGGUGUCCAGUUGUAAUAUUUUCAAAAGUACCACAAAUCUUUUUUCUAAUGUGUAUUAUCAGUUUUUGGGAAACAUUUUACCACUUUCAGUGGCGCUCUCAGUGCUUAUUGAAAACUGAAAAAAAAAUUAAUAACUUUUUGAUGAGGUUAUUCUGUUUAAGAUUUGAUUAUUUUUAGAAACUGCAGGUUUUAAUUUAGGAAAAUAAGUUUUUGUUUUGUAAACAUCAAGAGAGGUUUUAAUAGAUUUUCGAUGGUACUAUCCUUACUAAAAAGUUUUAGCUAUCCUUACCAAAAGGCUUGUAGAAAUAAAAUAAAUUUGGACCCAACAUUAAGUUUUUGCUCAGCUUUUAGGGGUUGAGACCAGCAAUAUAUGUAUUUGUUGUAAGUCUGGAAAAUCAGGGAUUCGUUUUAAAAGCUUUAGAUAAACUUAUGUUCACCAAUGCCUCAAAUGUAUAAAUAAACUGAUAAAUUAUUAUUAGUAUGCUAGAAAUAACUGACCUGUGGCUAGUAUUAUGUAUAUGGAAUUUUAUAUCAUUUAAAAUUAUACAGUUUUCUUUUUUACUAUUCGAAAUAGUAGC